CCAGAGUGCCCUAUGCAUUUUGAAGAGCAACAAAGGAUGAAUAAUUCUCUGGAAUUGGUGUCAUUUGAGGAUGUGGCUGUGGACUUCACCUGGGAGGAGUGGCAGGACUUGAAUGAUGCUCAGAGGACUUUGUACAAGGAUGUGAUGCUGGAGACCUACAGCAGCCUGGUGUCUUUGGGGUACUGCAUUAGUGAACCUGAAGUGAUCCUCAGGUUGGAGAAAGGAGCAGAGCCACGGUUGAUAGAAGAACACCCAAACCAGAGCCUCCCAGAUUUCCAGGUAGUUAAUGACCUAAUUAAAAGCAGCCAAGAAAGUCAUGGUAGAUACUUGUGGCAAGGUGUAAUCCUCAAUGGGAACCGAUCAACUGAGGAGAGAGUUGAUUUAGGAAAAUCAUUUAAUUUGAAUUCAAAGCAUAUUUUAAAUUUGGUUAUAAGUAAUAGAAACUAUUCAGGAAUGGGCCAUGAGGAGUUUAAUGUAUGUCAGAGUACACUUCUUACAGAGACUGAUGCCAUGCAUGCUGGAGAGAAAUCUGAUAAGCAUAAUAUAAUUGGGAAGUCACAGAAACAUCAUGAGAAUCUAAGUCAGCAUUCCAGGUUUCAGACUGGGCAACAUUUUCAAUUUAGUGGAAAAGGGAAAUUCUCCAACACAGUGCCAAUGAAACGUACAUAUGAGAAUAUGCAUAUGGGUGGGACCACCUGUAAAUAUAAUGAAUAUGGAAAAGCCUGUGAUAAGUCAGCUGCCAUUGCCCAAGAGAUAACUCAGGACAUCACAUGCUACUUCAUAUCAAAGAACAUCUACAGGGAAGAAGCUUUAUCCAUGUAA
Messenger RNA from Cynocephalus volans (Philippine flying lemur), 822 nucleotides. RefSeq names its product zinc finger protein 717-like. Gene Ontology annotation, biological process: regulation of DNA-templated transcription. NCBI's taxonomy places the organism in Eukaryota, Metazoa, Chordata, Mammalia, Dermoptera, Cynocephalidae. Bases 13 to 822 code for a protein of 269 amino acids. The record is from RefSeq and is a predicted model, not a curated record. The transcript is spliced from 5 exons.